GCUCUCCUUGUGUCGCUCGUGUCGCUCGCUUGUGUCGCUCGCGCGUCGUGCUCUAGGCUUGAGGGUUUCGGACCCGAGAGCCGCCGUGGAUGAAGCUCAAGCGCUUCUUGCUGCGCUACUACCCGCCUGGCAUCCUCCUCGAGUAUGAGCAGGCAGGCGAGCUAAAGACCAAGUCUGUUGACCUUCUCAAUCUCACUCCCGAGAGCGACGUUGAGGUGCUCGUCAAUCAAAUCGUGCGGCAGGAGGCGCUCAUAUCCGACGCGCGUAAGCCGCAGCUGCGCAAGCUUGUGUACAAACUCAUCGAGAAGCAGGAGGCGCACGAGACCGAGGCCUUCUACCUGUUCAAGAUUCUGCGCGCGCACAUCCUCCCGUUGACCAACUGCGCAUUCAACAAGUCGGGCGAUCGCUUCAUCACCGGCUCGUACGACCGCACGUGCAAGGUGUGGAACACGCUGACGGGCGAGGAGCUGCUCACGCUCGAGGGCCACAAGAAUGUGGUCUACGCGAUCGCCUUCAACAACCCGUUCGGUGACAAGAUUGUCACGGGCUCGUUUGACAAGACGGCGAAGCUGUGGGACGCCAACACGGGAGAGCUGCUGCACACCCUCCGCGGGCACACCACGGAGAUCGUCUGCCUCGCCUUCGACCCGACCGGCGCCGUCGUCGCGACCGGCUCGAUGGACUCGACGGCGAAGCUGUGGUCGGUCGAGCGCGGCGUGGAGCUCUGCUCGCUCAACGGCCACACGGCAGAGAUCGUGUCGCUCAACUUCAACAACGACGGCGACAAGGUGAUCACCGGCUCCUUCGACCACACCACCAAGGUCUGGGACGUGGCCACCGGGGAGUGCCUGCACACCCUCGCCGGCCACCGCGGCGAGAUCUCGUCGACGCAAUUCGACUUUACGGGCGAGCUCUGCAUCUCGGGCUCGAUCGACCGGACGUGCAAGCUGUGGAACGUCGCGACGGGUCAGUGCAUCAACACGCUCCGCGGCCACAACGACGAGAUCCUCGACGUGGCCUUCAACGCGACGGGCACCAGGCUGGUGACUGCCUCUGCGGACGGGACGGCGCGGGUGUACAACACGAUGACGGGCGCGUGCCAGGCGAUCCUGAUCGGGCACGAGGGCGAGAUCUCAAAGGUGGGCUUCAACCCGCCCGGCAACAAGAUCAUCACCGCCUCGAGCGACCGGACGUGCCGCGUGUGGGACGUCGAGAAUGGCGACAACCUGCAGGUGCUCGAGGGGCACACCGACGAGAUCUUCUCGGCUGCAUUCAACUACGAGGGCGACACAAUAAUCACGGGCUCCAAAGACAACACAUGCCGCGUGUGGAAAUGCUAGUGGAUAUAGAGACGAGUAGUAGUGUAGAUGGCAUCGCAUCUCCGACAGUGAGUUGGUCUUCUCGCUGUAUCGCGAACAUCGUGACGCGCAAUUGUUGUGCUGUCUGCGGGUAUUUAUUGCGUAAAAUGCACCCUCUUUAUUAAAG
This is a messenger RNA of Emiliania huxleyi CCMP1516, 1485 nucleotides long. RefSeq lists its product as hypothetical. The record is from RefSeq and is a predicted model, not a curated record. Bases 90 to 1340 code for a protein of 416 amino acids. Gene Ontology annotation, molecular function: ubiquitin binding. Gene Ontology annotation, biological process: proteasome-mediated ubiquitin-dependent protein catabolic process; ubiquitin recycling. Gene Ontology annotation, cellular component: cytoplasm; nucleus. The transcript is spliced from 4 exons. NCBI's taxonomy places the organism in Eukaryota, Haptophyta, Isochrysidales, Noelaerhabdaceae.